Molecule: messenger RNA, 2013 nt
Organism: Sycon ciliatum
Lineage: Eukaryota; Metazoa; Porifera; Calcarea; Leucosolenida; Sycettidae
Product: ADP-ribosylation factor GTPase-activating protein 2-like
Exons: 1
Coding region: 247-1314 (355 amino acids)
Biological process (GO): COPI coating of Golgi vesicle
Molecular function (GO): GTPase activator activity
Source: RefSeq, a predicted model, not a curated record
GGAAAUCUCUCAAUCAUCAAUGUUACUUGUAUUGUGUCAGUUGUGAGGAGAACCUACAUGAAGGACAACCUUUCUUCUUGUCUUGAUCUCGGUGUCCAGGGUUCCCCUCGAUUGUAUUCUAAGUUUACUUCAGGGACCUGAGGUAUUUAGUUCAGCCUUGUCCUACCACGCUUCAUAGGGUGCUGGUGACGGUUAACACCAUUGUCGGAUUUUCAUUGUCAUUUCGUGCGAAAGAAAUUGGUGGAAAUGGCUGAACCAACGAAGCAGGAAAUUUCGCAAGUGUUCAAGAGCUUGUCCUCAUCACCGACGAAUAAACACUGCUUCGAUUGUAAUGCUGGAAACCCAAGCUGGACUUCAGUCACCUACGGUGUAUUUCUUUGCAUUGACUGCUCGGCUGUGCAUCGUUCUCUUGGUGUCCAUCUGACCUUUGUUCGGUCCUCACUUCUGGAUAGUUGGUCAUGGGAGCAGCUUAGGAGGAUGCAGGUGUCUGGCAACGGAGCUGCCACGGCAUUCUUCCGCCAGCAUGGCUGCAGCACCAAAGAUGCCGCUGCGAAGUAUAGUAGUAGGGCUGCUACCCUGUACAAGGACAAAGUCAGUCAGCUUGCAGCACAGGCCAUGAAGCUGUAUGGCACACAGUUGCAUAUCAACAUGUCUGGCUCAGAUCUGCAGUCCCCGCAGAAGAAGGAGCACGAUUUCUUUGCCGAUGCUGUUACCACGCUGGCUGCCUCAUCCCCAUCUCCUGCUGCAGGUUCAUUUGCUAGUGCUAGCAAUGGUGCGUCCGCGACUGCCACAUCGUCCAGUAGCCGACAGCCCAAGGUGGACGGACUGGACCAGCGCCCCAAAGAAGGAGCUGCUCCAGUAAAAUCGAGCAUUGGAAAGCGGAAGCCAGCCGGUGGAAAGAAGGGCCUCGGCGGCACAAAGAAAGGUCUUGGUGCACAAAAGGUUGUUGCAGACUUCGACAAGCUAGAGAUUGAGGUAAAGAACACUGAUAAAGAGCGAGAGGUAGCCGAGGCUAGUGCCAGUGCCGCCGCCGCCACCUCAUCGUCCAUGUCCGAGAUUGCAGCGACGCGCACCAAGCAGAAGACGCGUGCAGUCGGCGCUGGGCGCACGGCAGAGCAGCUGGAACGGCUGGGCAUGGGUGCAGCCAGUGCUCACACCGUCACGCACAGUGCCUCCGGCAGUAUGGCCACCAUUGAGCAGGAGUCAUCCAGCGGUGCAGCGCCCAAGAUGACGUCCAUGUACGAUAGCAGCGGCCUGGGAGACGUGGACUCCAAGAUGAACAUGUACUGGGGCUCGUCGUAUGGAAAAAUGUAAACCGCAUCGUAUGCAGAUCCGGCUUCGUGCUUAGGCAAGAUUUUGUGAAGUUGCCUCCUCAGCAGUGACACAGGCAAAGUGCCUUGUACAAUUGCUAUUAAUAAUAAAGUUUGUUUUUAAAAAGUAUCUUCACAGCGUUUCACUCUUUCUUUUCUUCGUGCUCAUCUAGCGCUGUCUGCCUUGUUUCCUGGCGUAUUGCUACCCCCCCCCCCCCCCAAGUACUUGUCUAUUUCUGUGUUACUCGCUAUUGAUGUUUUAAUUUGUUCCAUUUAGUUUGACUUAUCUGUGUCUGCAUGCUGAAAUUGGUUGUACAUAGCUUGGCCUUUGUUUAUUUACUGUUUGUACAGACAGUUGCUUCGUGUUGCUCUAUUUAGUUCUCAAUACAUGUGCACUCCACUCGCUCUGGCUCGAAGCUCGAUGGUAAUUCUAGGGUCUGUGGUUAACUUCAAGCUUGAGUUCAUUUCAUCGUGCAGCUACAUAACAGCUGCCACCUUGUCCGUAUGUUGCGAUAUGCGUUCUAUCUGCUCUGGACUCUCGGUUCUACGCCGUUCAGCUAAAUACUUCUUUCUUUGUAGAGCUCUCAUUUCUUAUGGUCCCAGGGCAUUAGAUUCGGAUAGUUUUUCUCGAUUGAACUCGUCAACAUGGGUAGAGGAGCUCGUUUUUAUAUCAACUAUGUUGACAGUUUACUGUUCUACUCCA